AUGCAGAUCUUCGUCAAGACCCUAACUGGUAAAACUAUUACCCUUGAAGUUGAACCCAGUGAUUCAAUUGAAAAUGUAAAAGCGAAAAUUCAAGAUAAGGAAGGAAUUCCUCCAGAUCAGCAACGUCUUAUAUUCGCCGGUAAACAAUUAGAGGAUGGCCGCACUUUGUCUGAUUACAAUAUACAAAAAGAAGGUGGUAUGCAGAUUUUCGUAAAGACUCUUACUGGGAAGACUAUAACACUUGAAGUGGAACCUAGUGAUACGAUUGAGAAUGUAAAAGCCAAGAUUCAAGAUAAGGAGGGAAUCCCACCAGACCAACAAAGACUGAUUUUUGCCGGCAAGCAAUUGGAAGAUGGACGCACUCUUUCUGACUACAACAUCCAAAAGGAGUCCACCUUACACCUUGUUUUGCGUCUCCGUGGUGGAAUGCAAAUUUUUGUGAAGACCCUCACCGGUAAAACAAUUACUCUCGAGGUUGAGCCGAGUGACUCGAUAGAGAAUGUGAAAGCGAAGAUUCAGGACAAGGAGGGCAUCCCCCCAGAUCAACAACGACUCAUUUUCGCUGGCAAGCAGCUGGAAGACGGACGUACUCUUAAUGACUACAAUAUCCAGAAGGAAUCAACUCUCCAUCUAGUGCUUCGUCUUCGUGGUGGUUUUUAG
Molecule: messenger RNA, 660 nt
Organism: Rodentolepis nana
Lineage: Eukaryota; Metazoa; Platyhelminthes; Cestoda; Cyclophyllidea; Hymenolepididae
Source: the annotation of a GenBank genome assembly